Bombina bombina (fire-bellied toad) is the source of this 736-nucleotide messenger RNA. RefSeq lists its product as uncharacterized. The record is from RefSeq and is a predicted model, not a curated record. Bases 15 to 620 code for a protein of 201 amino acids. NCBI's taxonomy places the organism in Eukaryota, Metazoa, Chordata, Amphibia, Anura, Bombinatoridae. The transcript has 4 exons.
AAACGUUGUAGAUUAUGGGAAAAAAGUGUUUAGUUGGAAUCUGCUCGCGAGACCCUAAAGAAAGCUAUGAUUGGAUACAGGAUCUUCUGAAAACAGAGCGCUUUAAAAAGAAAGUGAAAGACACACCACAUCCUAUCUACAUAUCCAACAGCAACAGCUCCGAGUUCAUGAAGAUGAUGUCCAACUGUACAUUUACCAUCCUGUAUCACACCAAGAACCGAGGGAGAAUAAACAUUACAGAUGUUACUGACUCAUUGUAUGAUGCUGAGCUGGAGCUAAUGUGCAAAACACAAGGACGGGAUAAUGUCAUUGUUGUUAUUGAUGACCUGGAUGACAGUGGCUCUGACGAGGCGGAGAGAAUACUAAGAACCCAAGAAAGCAUCAAGAAAUGGUCUUGUGAGCUGUUCCUGUUCAGUAAACAAGAUAAAGUAACUAUUGCAGAUGGUAAAUCUACAGAUGGUCAGGUUGAUAAGAAGCUGAGCAGGUUAAGAGAAAUCUUAAAAAAAGCCAAGAAAAAGCAGAAAUUUACAGUUCGUGGAGAAAAAGGUGACAACUCACACAAACACAAGUCUAAGAAAAAAGAAGACCACCCAAAUGAAGAGAAAUAUGUAUUUUCUUAAAUCUAAAGAGUUCAACAGAUCCCACCAAUAUUUUCAUUGGACAUUACUUAAAGGGGCAUGAACGUUUUUAAAUUGCAUUCUGUUUGAAUCAUAAAAAGUGAAUUUUGAUAUCCACA